CAUUGGCAAAGUACAGUACUGUGUCAGGGAAAUAAAUUAGAUCUCUUAUUAGGACAAAUGAAAAUAUAGAAUAACAGAGAAAAGCUAUUAACUCUACAAAAUGCAAGCAUUAUUUACAGAUUGACCGAUAAUUUUCCAUCUGACAAAGGAUUUAUAAACGAAAAAGAUGCACGUGAUUGGAUUAAUAUUUGGAUUAUUCUGGAAUUCUGAGUUGCUCCUGUCAGCUCAUGGUCACAAUGUUGCACUUAAAUCUCCAAUUAAAGAACCCAACACACAGGGUCUAGAUAUAAACGUUAACUUCACUCUGAAGAUGGAAGUUGCUGGUGUACAGGAGAAGGACAUCAACGAUGAAUCAUCAACAGUCUAUGAAGAUCUAAAAGAGCAAAUCCAAACGGCAGUCUAUGCUUACCUCAUGACCCAAAGCAUAGCUGAUUUAGUAAAAGAAGUACAAGUGACAAGAUUAAGGUGGGGAAGUGUCAAAGCUGAUGUCACAUUAAUUCUGGAUUUCCAUCAGGGCCUACUAUGGUGGCCACAUAAUACAAUUGAGAGCUUGCUGGCUGCUUCGCGGAAUAGUUUUCUAGCCCUCUUCGUCCUUCCGGUCGAGGGCUAUCCCACUGUCGUCGACUUGCACUAUUUGUAUAAUCAGGGGGUGCAACUUGAAAAGUCUCUACAGCUAUAUCAGAACUACUGUCUGUCUAUGGACAAUUUAUGUGAUUUGGGAUAUACCUGCAGUCAGACUUCCUUAGAUGACAUCUCCAGUGUUACCUGUCAACACCUCUGUCAGACACACGUGUGUGACAUUGGCGAAAAUGGCCAUUGCGUCUUAGAUGGCAACUUAACCCCACUUUGUAGAUGUGACGACCAUCAUUCUCGUAUAGGUGGCAACUGUGUCUCCAAUAAUGUGAUCAUUGGCGUGUCAGGCGCUGUCAUUGGGACAUUACUCAUCAUUAUAAGUCUCUUCGUAACGUACUGCGUCUGGAGGCAAAAUGUCAGACGAAACAGAAUCAAGCGAAUCUCAGGAUACAUGUCAGCCCGGAAUGAGUCAAUUCGUAGAUAUAUGGAAAUAGAUAAAGAGCUGAAACAAAAGGAAAAAAACAUUGAAGAUUCCCUUUCACAAAUUGAUGGAAAAAUCUCGGAUCAAAAUGACGACCACGACAAGAUCACAGAUACAAACGAAACAGAUUUAAAGUCUAAUGGGCAUACUAGCAGUAAAGAUGGUGCCGAUGAGAACGAUGCUCCCGAGUGCGAUAUGAUUGGCUCAUGGGCGGAUUACGUCGAUAAACAAAUGGGCCUAGAAUCUAAGCCUACAAUAAAAGAACAUUUGACCAUAAGAGAUGGGCAAAUAUUAAUUAACGAGGGUGUCUUCAAUAGGGGAUUUAGAGAUGAGUGUGAGAACCCUGAAAAUAAUACGAACCGUUUGAACAAUGAUUCCAGUGGCACUGAUGAAGACGAAAUUGACAUGGCUCUUGAAGGUGGAUCAUUAACGUCUCUCUCUACCACAAGUAGUGGGCGCAAGAAGUACAUCUCUGUCAUCAAGAUAAACUCUGGAUCGUCUGACAAUGACUAGCAAAAUGAUGGUGUCAUCUGCUUCAAUUAAUGGUGGACUUUGGACUGCCUGUACCAACAGAACAUUAUGGGACACACUUGUGGAUUCAGGGGGGGGGGGCAUGGGGCCCUCCCCUCCCCUAAGGUGGGCCCAGAAAUAAAUUAUAGGGCCUCAAAAAAUGGGACAUUUUUGGCAUAACCAAAAAUCAGAUCACCACUGAGUCUUUUUGUCAAUUGGAAGUUAGAAAACAUUUAUUUAUUUAUAAUAUAUUGAUUGAUUGAUUUCAGUCGUGAAACUAUUGCCAAACAGAUGUGGACAUAUUUGUAGGAUAUAUUUAAUUUUGAACAUCUGGAAGUAACGGCAGAGUUAUAUUUGAUGGAUUCGAGUCAAAAGAAUUAUAUUUAUGUGUCAAUUUAUACUAUUGUUUAUGUAAUUAUUAUUCUAUUUUUGAAUUAUAACAUUGUUGAAUUAGUUGAAUUAGAAGUGGUAGAUGAGCCUAAGGUGGGCUUGGUUAUUAUAAAAUGUAUCUUUACUUUGUAUAAAAUGUAGAACUAUGAAUGACAAAUAAAAACAAGUAAA
This is a messenger RNA of Owenia fusiformis, 2125 nucleotides long. NCBI's taxonomy places the organism in Eukaryota, Metazoa, Annelida, Polychaeta, Sabellida, Oweniidae. The record is from the annotation of a GenBank genome assembly.